CCAUUGCGCAAGACAAGGCUUCACCAGGAAUCAAGAAGCUAUCAAAUCAUAUCGCAACAUCAACUACAAUAUCUAUUUACGAUUUUAAACCAGUUGCGCAACAAAGCGAGCCGUGUCGCCUGCCGAGAAUAAGGUACGAAAUUUCGCGGAGAAGGAUAUAUUUAGGGGAGGCUAAGAGGAACUUGAGAUAAGGAAACGGUCAACUCGAAGAUCAUCGGUAUCGUAAGGCAGCGGAUUCGCAAGUAACAAUGUCGGAAGAACGUCUUUGGAAAUUCAGAAAGCCGGAAUGGAUGAAUAGUGCUACAACAAAAAGUGCUGGUGUUUAUGCUUCGGGAGCUUUGGUAUGAUGGCCCUAUUGUUUACUCUCAUGUUUCAUCCCUGGCAUUACCGCCUGAUGGGACAUCCAGCAAUUCGCGGUUGAACAUUACAUCAUUUACAAUUACUUCUACUAACAUUUCUCAUACAGUUCUCUCUCUCAUUCUUCAUCCUCCUUGAUGCAGCCCUCUGGUCUAAAUCCGCCCUCAAUGGAUCUGACCCCCCAAUUCACCUCACAUUCAUCGACUGGCUUCCCCUCAUCUUCUCCUCCCUUGGCAUGCUCAUCAUAAACUCUAUCGAAAAGUCCCGACUAUCCGCAGAUUCCUUCUCCUAUAGCGGAAGCGGUGUCGCGUGGAAAGCAAGAGUGGUAUUGUUCUUGGGAUUCGCUAGUUUGGCUGGAGGAUUGGCUGGGGGUAUUACGGUAUUGGUCUUGAAGUAUGUGGUGCCCGGUGCACAAUGGCCUACUUUGGGAAUGGGGUUGGCAAACGUAGGAGCAAAUGCUGGGGUUAUGUUGAGGUGAGUUCUUCAUUUUACUCUCGUUGAAAGGGUGGUCUGAACAAUGGAAAGGCAAGAUAAGGGUUUGAAGACUAACAAAAUUUAGUUCGGUGGUACUUUGGAUCUCGCAGAAUAUCGAGGAUGAAUACUCCUAUAACCUUGCUCUUUGAGUAAGUCUAGCCCGUCCGAGGAUUUUGGCAUAGUUUGGAGAGAUCGAAAGGUUAGAGAAUGCGGAACAUGAUGGUAUAUGGAUGAAGAAUGAAUGGACAGAGAAAGGGUGUGAUAAGACCGAUCAAAUGCUUCUAGGGCAUCAUUUGUAUUAUAAGGGGUGUGCGAUCUGCUCGUGAUGUAAGGUUCAAUUUUUAUCCACUGGUAAUGGCAAAAUUUGGCCCCUUGUGAAGUUUGUGAUUACCGCUUCAAGGCGCUCGCAUGCCAUUGAAAGGCUCAAUGUUUUUCUCGAAAUAAUAGAAUUUGGAGUUCCAAAGAAGAUAAC
Molecule: messenger RNA, 1303 nt
Organism: Sclerotinia trifoliorum
Lineage: Eukaryota; Fungi; Ascomycota; Leotiomycetes; Helotiales; Sclerotiniaceae
Source: the annotation of a GenBank genome assembly